CUUGGAUUUUGGCUACAGCUGAUAACUUUGUUCAGUGUUUUUAGUGUUUGAAGUGUGCAUCAUGGCCUCUGAACUUUACCACAAAGAAAAAACGCUACUAAUGCGGAGUACACUGAUUGGGCAGUCCUGUCGCCUCUUUUUUUCUCACGACCCGAUUAAAAUCCUAAAGGCUCGAGGACAAUAUCUGUAUGACGAGAACGGAAUGGAAUAUCUGGAUUGCAUAAGUAAUGUGCAGCACGUGGGACAUUGCCAUCCUACUGUCACUCAAGCUGCCACAUCUCAAAUGGAGCUCCUGAACACUAACACCCGCUUCCUGCACGAUAACAUAGUCACCUAUGCAGCCCGCCUUUCUGCCACUUUGCCUGAUAAGAUGUGUGUCUUUUACUUUGUCAACUCAGGCUCUGAAGCAAAUGAUCUUGCACUUCGCCUUGCCCGACAAUAUACCCAGAAUGAAGAUGUAAUUGUGCUUGAACAUGCCUACCACGGUCACCUCACUUCGCUUAUUGACAUUAGCCCAUACAAAUUUCAAAAGCUGGGAGGCCAAAAAGAAUGGGUGCAUGUGGCACCUUUGCCAGAUACCUACAGGGGUGUGUACAGGGAAAAUCAUCCUAACCCAGCUCAGGCUUAUGCAGACUCUGUGAAAAGUUUGAUCGAUCAAGUACAAGGCAAAGGCCGUAAAAUCGCUGCAUUUUUUGCUGAGUCCUUGCCUAGUGUUGGAGGUCAGAUCAUCUUACCUCAUGGAUACUGCACAAAGGUGGCAGAAUAUGUACGAGCUGCUGGUGGUGUAUACGUUGCCGAUGAAGUCCAGACUGGCUUUGGUCGAGUCGGGAGCCACUUCUGGGCUUUUCAGCUGCAGGGCAAAGAUUUCUGUCCUGAUAUUGUGACCAUGGGCAAACCUAUGGGCAACGGUCAUCCACUGGCUUGUGUGGCCACAACAGAAGAUAUAGCAAGAUCCUUCACAGACAAUGGAGUGGAAUACUUCAAUACAUUUGGUGGUAAUCCUGUGUCCUGUGCUGUUGGAUUGGCUGUUCUUGAUGUGAUAGAAAAAGAAGAUCUUAGAGGAAAUGCCACUCUGGUUGGGGGCCAUCUGAAGGAGCGCCUCGAACAGCUUCAGGAAAAGUAUUCCAUGAUUGGAGAGGUCCGGGGGAUUGGAUUAUUUCUUGGGUUUGAGAUGGUGAAAGACAAAUCAGAAAGAACCCCUGCUACGUUGGAGGCAGCACACCUGGUUAAAAAGUUGAAAGAUGAACGGAUCUGUGUCAGUACUGAUGGCCCUUGGGAAAGUGUCAUAAAAUUUAAACCACCAAUGUGUUUCAGUAUGGAGGAUGCAGAUCGAGUUGCCAAGACAAUUGAUAAGAUUCUUUCAGAAAUGUCCACAGAAUGAAAUUCAACGUUUCAAAUAGGAUCAUCUCAUAAACGCUCCAAUGUUAUAAUGUUGAGGAAAGAUGAAUUUCCCCCUCUCUUGAGAAACUCUGUUAAAGCUGAGAAUAUUUCACGUACAGCCUUCACAGACAAAAAGCCUGGCUAGUACUAUGUCCCAACCUGCUGGUGGACUGAAUUUGGCCCGAAUUUGGCCCCAGAGCAAUAUCUUUGACACCCCUAUCUAGGCAGAGAACAGCUUUACAGCUAAUUUUAAGCAAAGAUCACAGUCAUGUUUGGCUGUUUUCACAAAUAUGUAAUAGACCAAUUCUGGGACAGAUCUAUGUAUUUAAAUGCACAGGGGCGCCGCCAGAAAUUUUAGGCCCUAUGAAGGAUUUCAAUUUUAAAAAAUCAAAAAUAAAUGCACCAAUGUACCAAUGAAAAUGCCAUGGUAGAUAUUAUGGAACACAUAUCAGUUUUCUUUUAAGAGCAAAUAUGCUUAGGCCGCUUACUAUGGAGUUUAUUCAAGCCAAAUGGUCAUUGUUGAGAGAACUUGCAUAUGCAUCACUAUCAGUAUGGAUUUCUUACAUUCUGUAUGCAAAUUAUGGACACUUCAGAGCCCUCCACCAAACAUCAGGAUUUCAAUCAUGUUUUCCAAUUGUUUCCUUUAUUGACUUAUUGUAUGUGAUCAAAUGUAUGCCUUGAUUAAUAACUGUUAUUGGAUUGUAUUGCUCACCUCCUUCUCCUUCAACUGGGAUUUGGGUUGAGGGCUGGGUUCGUAUUCCUGAAUCUGUAGUGUGUAUGUUGAAGGCACCUCAUUAUGAUUAUGAAACCAGUUCUUAGCACCAGCAUAUUCAUAUUUUAUCUUGCAUAGCCUACAGUAGGUUAUUGCUCAACUUCACUAGUUACAGACAUUCCUACAUUACAUUCAUCUGAUCUCCCAUGGCAAUAAACGUGGAGUGUUUAAAUAAAAUAACACUGCACAUAUUAUAUUGUUUUCUGGAUUCAACCAGGUUAAAACGAAAUCUGCUGGUUUCUAUCAAUAGCAGCCUAGCUAGUGUGUUUUGUCAUGGCAUCAAGUGUCUAUCAAUUAUACUGAGACGGAAGUGGGAAUUAGUUUUUGCAGUUACAGCCCAUAUUGGUCAUGUCAAGAGUUUCAUCAAUGUCAAUGGACUUGUUAUUAAUCUUGUUAAUAAAUUCACCUUACGUAAA
Sardina pilchardus (European sardine) is the source of this 2568-nucleotide messenger RNA. RefSeq names its product 5-phosphohydroxy-L-lysine phospho-lyase (gene phykpl). The record is from RefSeq and is a predicted model, not a curated record. NCBI's taxonomy places the organism in Eukaryota, Metazoa, Chordata, Actinopteri, Clupeiformes, Clupeidae. Gene Ontology annotation, molecular function: pyridoxal phosphate binding; transaminase activity. The transcript has 12 exons. The coding region runs from base 62 to 1381 and encodes 439 amino acids.